AUGUUUUCCAAAUCCAGAUCUUCAGCAGCCACGAGCCGCAAAGAUCCACCGCAUGAUAAAAAGAUGCCGGCGACAGUACCUAUGUCGAUAUCUUUCUCGUCACUUCCUGACGAUUUGCUCAUAAACUGCUUAGCCCGAGUCUCUAGACUGUACUAUCCAGCUCUCUCCUGUGUCUCCAAAAAUUUCCGAUCCAUCACUGCCUCACCGGAGAUUUACCAAACCCGGUCGAGCCUAAACCGUACCGAGAAGUGUAUCUAUCUUUACCUAAGCUUCUGUCGUGAUCCUGAAACAUAUUGGUUCACUAUGAGACGUCGACCUAGUCGAAACAUAGCUAACCAGUCAAGUGGCUAUUAUAUGGAGAUUGUCCCAUCUCCAAAAUAUUUGCAUCCUGCGCAGUCUUCGACACUCGUAGCGGUUGGAUCUGAUGUCUACAAGAUAGGCGGCGGUGAUCACUCCACAUGCAAACUCUCGAAGCGGAAGUGUUCUUAUAGUUUCUCUGUCCUUGAUUGUCGUACUCACACGUGGCGCCAGGCUCCUAGCAUGUGGAUGGAGCGGGACUCAUCCUCCACAGCGACAUUUUUUGAUGGGAAGAUAUAUGUAGCCGGAGGUUGUGAUAAACGGUACGCCGGUUACCCCGACCGGGUCGAAGCGUUUGAUUUAGAGAAACAAACUUGGGGCUUUGUGACAAACCCACGUGUUUUCGAUAGGUACCAUAAGUAUAAGCCAGCAAGAGAGUGUCAUUGUGUGAUAGACGAUGUAUUGUUCUUUUGGGAAUCAGGAGCGUUCAAAUGGUAUGACUCUAAAACACAUCUAUGUAAGGAAGUGAGUGAUGUUAAAGGAUUGCCUGAUCUUCACGACCCUAAAUUCUGUAAAAUGGCAAUGGUAGAUCUUGGUGGAAAGAUGGGGCUUUUGUGGAAUACUAAGACCAGUCAGGAAUGUAAGAUCUGGUGUGCUGAGAUUACGUUUGAAAGGCGGCAUGGAGAUGAGAUGUUGGGGAAGGUUGAGUGGUUUGAUUCUGUGCUUAGUACGCACGUGUCUUGUUCCUCGUUCUAUGCUGUUUCUGCUUCUGUUUGA
Messenger RNA from Brassica oleracea var. oleracea, 1074 nucleotides. Its product is annotated as F-box/kelch-repeat protein At4g39590-like. NCBI's taxonomy places the organism in Eukaryota, Viridiplantae, Streptophyta, Magnoliopsida, Brassicales, Brassicaceae. Gene Ontology annotation, molecular function: protein binding. The transcript has a single exon. The record is from RefSeq and is a predicted model, not a curated record. Bases 1 to 1074 code for a protein of 357 amino acids.